Molecule: messenger RNA, 8597 nt
Organism: Scophthalmus maximus (turbot)
Lineage: Eukaryota; Metazoa; Chordata; Actinopteri; Pleuronectiformes; Scophthalmidae
Product: myosin-10-like
Exons: 45
Coding region: 235-6288 (2017 amino acids)
Cellular component (GO): myosin complex
Molecular function (GO): cytoskeletal motor activity; actin filament binding; ATP binding
Source: RefSeq, a predicted model, not a curated record
AAUCAGAGUGCGGCGGUGCAUCUUCCCUGGCCGGCAGGAGUUCGGUUGAGAGCGUGCCGGGUGGUGGGGGAGUACCACUGAUGAGAGAGAGAGAGAGAGAGCGGGCGAAGGAAGGGGACUAAUUCAACACUGUUAACAUUGAUCUCUGCUGGACGCGGUUGAACACCCGGCCAGAGUUUCUUCAUCCACUGUGCGCGGUGGCCAAGUCUAUUCUGCACCUGGUUCCCGGCAGCGAUGUCACAGAGGAGUGGGCAGGAGGACCCGGAGCGGUACCUCUUUGUUGACCGUGCCGUGGUCUACAACCCGGCUGCCCAGGCCGACUGGACUGCCAAGAGGCUCGUAUGGAUCCCGUCAGAACGCCAUGGCUUUGAGGCUGCCAGCGUUCGCGAGGAGCGUGGGGAUGAGGUUGUGGUGGAGCUGGCGGAGAAUGGGAAAAAGGCAGUGGUCAACAAGGAUGACAUCCAGAAGAUGAACCCACCAAAGUUCAGCAAAGUAGAGGACAUGGCCGAACUCACCUGCCUGAAUGAGGCAUCGGUGCUUCACAACCUCAAAGACCGCUACUAUUCUGGCCUCAUUUAUACAUACUCUGGUCUCUUCUGUGUGGUCAUAAAUCCCUACAAAAACCUGCCCAUCUACUCAGAGAACAUCAUUGAGAUGUACAGGGGCAAAAAGAGGCAUGAAAUGCCCCCACACAUCUACGCCAUCUCAGAGUCUGCAUACAGGUGCAUGCUACAAGAUCGAGAGGACCAAUCUAUUCUUUGCACAGGUGAGUCAGGAGCUGGCAAGACUGAAAACACGAAAAAGGUAAUUCAGUACCUGGCACAUGUUGCCUCCUCCCACAAAGGAAGAAAAGACCACAAUAUUCCUCCAGAAUCUCCUAAACCAGUGAAACUGCAGAGUGGACCCCUGUUUUAUGGUGAAUUAGAACGGCAGCUUUUACAAGCCAACCCCAUCCUGGAAUCUUUUGGAAAUGCUAAGACCGUGAAAAAUGACAACUCGUCACGAUUUGGGAAAUUCAUCCGGAUCAACUUUGAUGUCACUGGAUACAUUGUUGGAGCCAAUAUUGAAACUUACUUACUGGAGAAAUCCAGAGCUAUUCGUCAAGCCAAAGAUGAGCGAACCUUCCACAUCUUCUACCAACUGCUGGCUGGAGCUGGAGAGCACCUCAGAUCGGACCUGCUUUUGGAAGGAUUCAACAACUACCGUUUCCUGUCCAACGGUAACGUCACUAUCCCAGGACAGCAGGACAAAGACAACUUCCAUGAGUCGAUGGAAGCCAUGCACAUCAUGAGCUUCGGCCAUGAGGAGAUUCUAGCAAUGUUGAAGGUCGUGUCCUCGGUGCUUCAGUUUGGUAACAUUGUCUUCAAGAAGGAGAGGAACACUGACCAAGCCUCAAUGCCGGAUAAUACUGCUGCUCAAAAGCUGUGUCACUUGCUUGGUUUGAAUGUAAUGGAGUUUACCAGAGCCAUCCUGUCACCAAGGAUCAAAGUGGGCAGAGACUACGUCCAGAAAGCACAGACUAAAGAGCAGGCUGACUUUGCUGUCGAGGCCUUGGCUAAAGCAACAUAUGAGCGUCUGUUCCGCUGGCUGGUCCAUCGCAUCAACAAAGCUCUGGACAGAACAAAACGUCAGGGUGCCUCCUUCAUCGGCAUCUUGGACAUUGCCGGUUUUGAGAUUUUCCAGUUGAACUCGUUCGAGCAGAUGUGCAUCAACUACACCAAUGAGAAGCUGCAGCAGCUCUUCAACCACACCAUGUUCAUCCUGGAGCAGGAGGAGUACCAGAGGGAGGGCAUCGAGUGGAGCUUCAUCGACUUCGGCCUGGACCUGCAGCCCUGCAUCGACCUCAUUGAAAGGCCGGCGAACCCUCCAGGUGUGUUGGCUCUGCUGGAUGAAGAGUGCUGGUUCCCCAAGGCCACAGACAAGACCUUCGUAGAGAAGCUGAUCCAGGAGCAGGGCACACACCCCAAGUUCCAGAAGCCCCGUCAGCUCAAAGACAAGGCCGACUUCUGCAUCCUCCACUAUGCUGGCAAGGUGGACUACAAGGCAGAUGAGUGGUUGAUGAAGAACAUGGACCCUCUGAACGACAAUGUGGCCACUCUCCUGCAUCAGUCAACUGACAAAUUUGUAGCUGAACUAUGGAAAGAUGUCGACCGAAUCGUAGGCCUGGACCAGGUGGCAGGAAUGAACGAGACAGCAUUUGGUGCUACCUAUAAAACGAAAAAGGGCAUGUUUCGUACAGUGGGACAGCUCUACAAGGAGUCACUGACCAAGCUCAUGGCCACACUGAGGAACACCAACCCCAACUUUGUCCGCUGCAUCAUCCCCAACCAUGAAAAAAGAGCUGGUAAACUGGAGCCUCACCUGGUUCUGGACCAGCUGAGGUGUAAUGGAGUUCUGGAGGGGAUCCGCAUCUGCAGACAGGGCUUCCCCAAUCGCAUCGUCUUCCAGGAGUUCAGACAGAGAUAUGAGAUUCUGACACCAAAUGCAAUCCCCAAGGGAUUUAUGGAUGGAAAACAAGCCUGUGAAAGAAUGAUCCAAGCUCUGGAGCUGGACCCCAACCUUUUCCGUAUUGGUCAGAGCAAGAUCUUCUUCAGAACAGGUGUCCUGGCUCACCUGGAGGAGGAGAGAGACCUGAAGAUCACAGACAUCAUCAUCUACUUCCAGUCUGUGUCCCGUGGAUACUUGGCACGCAAAGCCUUUGCUAAGAAGCAGCAGCAGCUGAGUGCCCUGAAGGUCCUUCAGAGGAACUGUGCUGCUUACUUGAAGCUACGACACUGGCAGUGGUGGAGGCUUUUCACCAAGGUGAAGCCUCUGCUGCAGGUCACUAGGCAGGAGGAGGAAAUGCAGGCCAAAGAUGAGGAGCUGAUUAAAGUGAAGGAGAGACAGCUCAAGGUGGAGAAUGAGCUUGUGGAGAUGGAGAGGAAACACCAACAGCUUGUAGAGGAGAAGAAUAUUCUUGCCGAGCAACUCCAUGCAGAGACGGAGCUGUUUGCAGAGGCAGAGGAGAUGAGAGUUCGCCUUCUCUCCCGGAAGCAAGAGUUGGAGGAGAUCCUUCAUGAUCUGGAGUCUAGGGUGGAGGAGGAGGAAGAGAGGAACCAAAGCCUGCAGAAUGAAAAGAAGAAGAUGCAGUCACACAUCCAGGACCUGGAGGAGCAGCUUGAUGAGGAAGAAGCGGCAAGACAGAAACUGCAGCUGGACAAAGUGACUGCUGAGGCAAAGAUGAAGAAGAUGGAGGAGGAUAUUCUGCUGCUGGAGGACCACAACUCCAAGUUCCUCAAGGAGAAGAAGUUGUUGGAGGACAGGAUCGGCGAGAUGACCACUCAGCUGACUGAGGAGGAGGAAAAGGCGAAGAACCUCAGCAAGGUCAAGAACAAGCAAGAGAUGAUGAUGACCGACCUGGAGGGGCGUUUAAAGAAAGAGGAGAAAACCCGUCAGGAGCUGGAGAAGGCCAAACGCAAACUGGACGCUGAGAUGACUGACCUGCAGGACCAGAUCGUUGAGCUUCAGGUCCAGAUAGAGGAGCUGAAGAUCCAACUGACCAAGAAGGAGGAGGAGCUGAUGGCUGCUCUGGCUAGGGGUGACGAGGAGGUCGUCCAGAAGAACAACGCCUUGAAGCAAGUCCGGGAGCUACAGGCACAACUCGUUGAGCUUCAGGAGGAUCUGGAGUCGGAGAAGAUGUGUCGAACUAAAGCUGAGAAACUCAAGAGGGACCUGAGUGAGGAGCUUGAGGCUCUGAAGACGGAGCUUGAGGACACGCUGGAUACCACCGCUGCCCAGCAGGAACUCAGGACCAAGCGAGAGCAAGAAGUGGCCGAGCUGAAGAAGGCCAUAGAUGAGGAGACCAAAAACCACGACGCUCAGAUCCAAGAAAUGAGACUGAGGCACGGCACAGCGCUGGAAGAGCUGUCCGAGCAGCUGGAUCAAGCAAAGAGGUUCAAGUCCAACCUGGAAAAGAACAAACAGGGUCUGGAGACUGACAACAGAGAAUUGGCCUGUGAGGUGAAGAGUCUGCAACACACAAAGACGGAGUCAGAAAACAAGAGGAAGAAACUGGAGGCCCAGCUGCAAGAGUUCAUGACCAGGGCCACCGAGGUGGAGAGGGCCAAGGGAGAGCUGGCUGAACGCUCACACAAACUCCAGUCUGAGCUGGACAAUGUUUCCGCUUUGCUGGAGGAGGCGGAAAAAAAGGGCGUAAAACUGGCCAAGGAAGUGGACACCCUGAACAGCAAACUUCAAGACUCAGAGGAGUUGAGGCAGGAGGAGACACGUCAGAAGCUGAACCUGAGUGGCCAAAUCCGCCAGCUGGAGGUGGAGAAGAACACCUUGAUGGAGCAGCAGGAGGAGGAGGAGGAGGCACGACGCAACCUGGAGAAACAGCUGCUGUUGGCGCAAGCUCAGCUGUUUGAGACAAAGAAGAAGCUGGAGGAAGACGUGGGAGCAAUGGAGGGCCUGGAGGAUGUGAAGAAGAAGCUCCAGAAGGACAUGGAGCUGACCAGCCAGCGUCUGGAGGAGAAGACCAUGGCCAUGGACAAGAUGGAGAAGACCAAGAACAGACUUCAGCAGGAGCUGGAUGACCUGAUGGUGGACCUGGACCACCAGAGACAGAUUGUCUCCAACCUGGAGAAGAAGCAGAAGAAGUUUGACCAGUUGCUGGCAGAGGAGAAGACCAUCUCCGCGCGUUACGCUGAGGAGCGUGACCGUGCCGAGGCUGAGGCCAGAGAGAAGGACACCAAGGCUCUGGCUAUGGCCCGAGCUCUGGAGGAGGCCUUGGAGGCUAAAGAGGAAUUGGAGCGGUUUAAUAAGCAGCUCCGUGCUGAAAUGGAGGACCUGAUGAGCUCCAAGGAUGACGUAGGAAAGAAUGUCCACGAACUGGAGAAGUCCAAGCGUAUGCUGGAGCAACAGGUGGACGAGAUGAGAACUCAGCUGGAGGAGCUGGAGGACGAGCUGCAGGCCACAGAAGACGCCAAGCUGCGUCUGGAGGUCAACAUGCAGGCAAUGAAGGCCCAGUUUGACCGAGACGUGCAGUCCAGAGAGGAGCAGGGAGAGGAGAAGAAGAGGGCGCUGGUCAAACAGGUGCGUGAGAUGGAGGCAGAGUUGGAAGACGAGAGGAAGCAGAGAAAUCUGUCCGUCACCGCCAAGAAGAAGCUGGAGAUGGACCUGAACGAGCUGGAGGGGCAGAUCGAAGCCGCCAACAAAGGGAGGGACGAGGCCGUCAAACAGCUCCGAAAACUACAGGCUCAGAUGAAGGACUAUCAGAGGGAGCUGGAGGAUGCCAGAGCCUCUAGGGACGAGAUCUUCACCCAGUCCAAGGAGAACGAGAAGAAACUCAAGAGCCUAGAAGCUGAAAUCUUACAGCUGCAGGAGGACCACGCAGCCUCAGAGAGAGCCCGGCGACAUGCUGAACAGGAGAGGGAUGAGCUGGCUGAUGAGAUCUCCAACAGCGUCUCUGGAAAGUCGUCACUGCUGGAGGAAAAGAGGCGGCUGGAGGCUCGGAUCACUCAGCUGGAGGAGGAGCUGGAGGAGGAGCAGGGCAACAUGGAGAUGCUUAACGACCGCUUCAGGAAAACGACCAUCCAGGUGGAGACCCUGAGCACCGAGUUGUCCGGAGAGCGUAGCGCUGCGCAGAAGAGUGAGAACGCUCGGCAACAGAUGGAAAGGCAGAACAAGGAUUUAAAAGCCAAGCUGGCCGAGCUGGAAGGAGCGGUCAAGUCAAAGUUUAAAGCGUCCCUCGCUGCCCAGGAAGCCAAGAUCCUGCAGCUGGAGGAGCAGCUGGAGCAGGAAGUCAAAGAGAGAGCGGCGGCCAACAAAAUUGUCCGUCGCACAGAGAAGAAACUGAAGGAGGUGAUGAUGCAGGUGGAGGAUGAGCGUCGCCAUGCCGACCAGUACAAGGAGCAGAUGGAGAAAGCCAACUCUCGCAUGAAGCAGCUGAAGCGUCAGCUGGAGGAGGCGGAGGAGGAAGCCACCAGGGCCAACGCCUCCCGCAGGAAGCUGCAGAGGGAGCUGGACGACGCCACAGAGGCCAGCGAGGGUCUCACCCGGGAGGUCAACUCACUCAAGAACCGCCUCAGGCGUGGGGGUCCCGUCAGCAGCUUCUCCUCCAGCCGCUCGGGCCGCCGCAACCUCAAUCUGGACGGCGCCUCCGUCGACAUGUCAGACGACGACGCCGACAGCCGCGCCGGCGACUUCAACGAGACACAGACCUCCAACGCCGAAGAGAAGAAGAAAACAGAAAACCGAGGUCACAGUGGGCAUCGGUCGGCAGAGCCUGCUGCACGAGUCUCGCUCUGAUGUACAGACGACAACGCUACAGGAACAACUAACAUCUCGGGACACGCAAUACAACAAAAUGGACUAAAUUGAAAAUGUAUUACUGUGAAAAACAAAGUGUUUUGUUUUCUCUAUUGCUUCAUCUCAACAAUUAACGAAGGAAUGUCUAGCUGAGGUUUUAACUCAGAAUGCCUGGUGGUUAACUGUUUUGUGACCACCGGGAACCCAUCGUCCUCCAGUGUGGACCGACCGACCGGAGCAGCGAACGACGCAGAGAUGUCGGAAACUGCACAGAACCAUGUUUGAAUUGUUUUAACUGGAAACCAACAGGGGGAGAAAAGCUCCUACUGGAAACACUAAAGUGUUGUGACACUAAAUGGUGACAGCUUAGGUCAAAUGUGUAGUUUGAUUAGAAAUAAAGACGGAUUUAAAAUAAUUGUCUUCUCGCUACAUCAAAGUGUUUGUGCCUAGUCUCAGUUUGUGUCAUUACAUCCGUGUCACAGAGCUAAGAAUCAGUUCUUAUGAACAAUAUACUGAAACGCUUGUUCAGCACUUACCACUGUUCUGAAGGUUUUUCUUUUUUGAAUCUAUUUUAAAAAAAAAUUAAAUUGAUCUGUCGCAUCAUAACAUUGAAGUCAGCGCGGACAAGAUGUCCUAAAGUGCUCCAAACAGUUUUUUUAAAAAUCAGUAUUUGCAAUGCAAUGACAACUUUUCAAAAGUUGUGACUAUUUAAUUAAACCAAACGUUGACGCUCAAAUCACAAUUGUAUUUUCUUGAUUUGUGCAACACAGAACUAAGUCGAAAGUAGCAUCUAAUUAUUGGUCUGGAUUAAUGCUUUUGUCAAAUUUUAGAAAAAUAUUUCUUGUACAAAACGAGCUUUGACGUGUCAUUUCUUGAUUGAUUGAUGAUUUGACACUUUGAUCCUCGGCAGGUUGACUCGUCUGGGAAAUGUAGAUGCUCAAAUUUCCAUUUUCUGCUGCGGCAAUUUUGACCCUUUUGUUUCUCCAAUGACACCGUUACAUCCAUCAUGACUUUUUUAUUGUGCAGAAGACGGAAUACAUUCUUCAUCUAGAUGGUUAGGUUUAAAUCUUUAAGGUUUCAGGAAUACCUUCCAAACAGUGUUUAACAGCGUUUUAGGUUUUUCAAAUUCACCUGGAUAUUUACUUAGAAAAGAAAAUUUUAAAAAGACUUUUAGCUCUGUGACACGUUUGUAGUGGUUAAACAUAAUGAUGAACAAGCUUAGGGCGGGUCAGUGCCAUGAUUUUGAGUUGAAGCCUGACUCCUCAGACUACAGACAGACAGGAAGUGACAAAUAGUUGAAAAAUUUACUUUCUCUUAUCUUUCCUCGCAAUCUUAAUGGAGUUGCUAGUCAGGUGAAGGCUGGUUCUUCUUGAAAUACAGCAGCCAUGUCAACCAGUCGAACCACUAACUGGACUGUUAGUUGACCGUAUUUCGGGUAUGUUGCGCUUUUCUGGUCUUAUUGACCAUUCAAAGCGCUUUUACACUACAAGUCACAUUCACACACGCCGUCAGAGGCAAUGUGGGGGGGUUGUCUUGCACAAGGACACUUCGGCAUGUGGACUGGGGGGACGCAGGGAUCGAACCCCCCUACCUUCUGGGUAGUGGACGCCCCUCUCUACCUCCUGAGCCACAACCGCAGUUUCCUCACUAUAAUGUGGGGAGAAAGAACACAUGCCACAUCCACCAGCUCCUUUAUUCUGGACACGCUGACUAGUGUCCGUGGCCGAGCCCUUUGCCCCUUGCCCCGUUACUCAAAUCAGCAUGUUUCUUUAAAAGUGCCUUAGACACUAACUAAGAACAUAAAGGGGAAAGGAUGUGAAACAAAACUCCCAUGAGAUGAAACUGGCACAUCAAAAUAUAUAUUCAACACUUAAUCUUUUGGGGUUUAUUUCUUUUGUAUCGUUGCUGUGCUUCAUAUCAUAUCCGCUGUGCUCCUCUGUGUUCAUCAUGACAUCGUAGCUAGAGAGUAUGGGUUAAAUCAGUAUUUCAGUCUUAGGAUUAACUACAGGAGAAGCAGAGCUUCCGCAGCUGCAGGUCCCAACUUUAUUCUUUUCCCUGUAACCACUCGCAGGCAGGUGUUGAAGUUAUUUUGGGAAACGAUGCGCUGCACAGGAAUUCGUUUGGUUGGAAGCUUUAACACCCACGAGGGGUUAACUCACUAGUCAUUAUCCAGUUGUCUGUCCACAACCAGGCCUUCAAUUGCAAAUACUUCCAUCGUAUUAUUUCUUGUAUACCUGUAUUUCAACAUGGUGAUUUUCUCCCCCCCCCAUUUUGUUUUUGUAAAAGGAAAAUAAAGCAUAUUCAUUGUC